AUUCUAAAACAAAAAAUGCCCUAUGUCAGACGCCAUCCAAAAAGCCCAACGCUCAUGUCUCUCGUAUCCAAAGUAAAAACAAACAAACAUGUCCACCAAACUUGUUGCACGAGCUUAUUAGUGGCCCAAGUUAGAGGCGUCUCAAAACUCGCCGAGAUCCAAACUAAAGACUUUCCCUUAUUUAAGUUGUUACCAACUGGCAUUAUAAGUACAACAUACUUGCAUUCUAACCCUACUCACUAUUUCUCAUUUUCAAUCUCAGAACAGAACACGGCUACUUCUUCUUCUUCGGCGCCGCCUCCUCUGUCCAGCCUUGUAGCGUCGUCCGCGCCGACCAAGACCACCGCGUGCGAGUUCAGAUGCGGUGGCUUUGGUGGUGACCUCCGCACCAUCGCCGCCCUUGCCAUGUCAAGAUCUACGUUUCACACCGUUGCUGCUCCAUCAUCGAGGGCCGCGAACGUUCUCGGCUUUCCCUUCGUGGCGGCGGUGUCCUCGGUGCGGCUUUCUACCGCUACGCCAGCCGUCUUGCACGGUGACGCUUCUGGCACGGACUUCAAGUACAGAUUCGUGUUCUCUACUUCUUCUUCUGUGAUGGAAAUUCUUGUACGAAGUCUGGAAACUGAGUCAAGCCUGCAUCGGAAGGUGUGGACCUAUUUUUCCUUGUUGACUCCAUUGCUCAAAGUUCUCGUGGUCUGAAAGGUGAUUGUUUGUGACUUAUCUCUUUUCUCUCAGGUGAUUGUGGUGCAUAUUCAUCUGCUAUGCAAGCUGUCCUCUCACGCCUAUUGUGUGCUGCUGCUCCUCCUGGACAUACUUGGCAAGAAAAUCGCAGCCAGCGUCUUAAGGCAAGUGAUAUUCCAGUUUACUUAAAAUAUUUGUGCUUUUUAGCUUUUUCAUAUAUCUUUCCUUUGAAUCACUAUUCUCUGUAACCUUUCCUUGCAAUUGCUUAUGUUUUAAGGCUGUGGUUGGAUGGAGAGAAGAAUCCUUCCAGAAUCCAUUAUUCGUUGUCAUAUCCGGGAACUGGACACCUAUCAUAGUUCAGCAUAUGUUACCUGUUAGAGAAAGGUUUGAAUUUGUUGUGAUAAAAAGUUCGUCCUGAUAUUCUUUCAUGCUUGUAGGUAGUGGUGUAGUUACGACCCAAUUCGGCAUCAUUAUACAGUAGACGAUCGAGCCUUGGUAUUAGUAGAAAGAGCCUUUGUAUUAGUAGAAAGAUGUCCUGACUAUCCCUCAACACUGCCGCAUGUGCCCUUCCAGAAUUCCACGUAGUGCCGAAAUCAUGAGGUGCAUCUCUGCCAAUAUGGUAGCUGGGAAGACUUUGUACGGUACAGAUUCUUCUAGGAUAUUCCCCUCCUCCGCCUCCCGGGGGUCCACGGGAGGCAUAACGAACAUAUCUAUGCCAUUCAUUUUGAAGUAUGUGGUGCUUUUGAUUUCCGCCAAACAAAGAAAACAAAGUUAAUACUGGUUUCAGAAAUUAGCAAUACUCAACAACAUCUAAAUUCUGAAACUAGUAUUAACUUUGUUUUUUUUGUUGGGGAAACAAAAGCACCACAUACUUCAAAAUGAAUGGCAUAGAUAUGUUUGUUAUGCUUCCCGUGGAGGCGAAGGAGGGGGAGAUCCUGGAAGAAUCUGUACCGUACAAAGUCUUCCCAGCUACCAUAUUGGCAGAGGUGCGCCUCAUGAUUUCGGCACUACGUGAAAUUCCGGAAGGGCACAUGCGGCCGGUGUUGAGGAAUAGUCAGGACAUCUUUCUAUUAAUACCAAGGCUCGAUCGUCUAAUGUAUAAUGAUGCCGAAUUGGGUCGUAAGUAGUGGUUAAAUUUUAGGGCUGGCCCUAACCCUCCAAAAUAAUACUAGCCCACAGCCCUAAAAUUACAAAAUUUUAUUUUAUAAGCCCUAGCCCUCCCAACAAAAAUGAAAAUAGGACUGGUCCUACAAGCCCCAAAACCAAAGAGGCUGUUUUGGUCAAAAACCUUUUCUUAGCUGCUGAUCCUCACCUUAGACCCUUGAUGCAAAAAGAUGAUAAAUUGAGUGUUUCGCAGUCCUUCACCCCUGGCUCAGUAAAUUUAUGCUCAUUUAUUUAUUUAUUUUAUAAGUUGUUCAGUUUCUGAGAAAAUGAAAAGAUAUAAUAAAAAUAAAUGGUGCUAAAGAAAA
Arachis ipaensis is the source of this 2147-nucleotide messenger RNA. Lineage: Eukaryota; Viridiplantae; Streptophyta; Magnoliopsida; Fabales; Fabaceae. The record is from RefSeq and is a predicted model, not a curated record.